Messenger RNA from Zychaea mexicana, 993 nucleotides. Its product is annotated as WD40-repeat-containing domain protein. Gene Ontology annotation, biological process: mitotic spindle assembly checkpoint signaling. Gene Ontology annotation, cellular component: mitotic checkpoint complex; kinetochore; bub1-bub3 complex. The record is from RefSeq and is a predicted model, not a curated record. NCBI's taxonomy places the organism in Eukaryota, Fungi, Mucoromycota, Mucoromycetes, Mucorales, Lichtheimiaceae. Gene Ontology annotation, molecular function: ubiquitin binding. The transcript has 6 exons. The coding region runs from base 1 to 993 and encodes 330 amino acids.
AUGCACGAUCCAGCGACAACACAAUUUGAGAUCGCCGAUCCACCUACUGAUGGCAUCACCAACGUCACAUUUAGUCCAACCGAUUCACAAUUGCUACUCGCAUCGUCCUGGGACAGUACGGUUCGAUUGUACAAUGUAGACGAAAACAAACUUACAACGCAGGUCAAGCACGCUGGUCCUAUUCUUGACACGUGUUUUGGAAAGGAUAAUAACAGUGCCUACCACGGUGGUGUAGCAAAACAAGUGACAAAAUUGGAUCUCGAGACGAGCAGUGAACAGAAUUUGGGCAAGCACGACGAACCUGUUAGGUGCGUGCGCUGGAGCUCUGAAACAAAUAACUUGUAUUCGGGUUCAUGGGAUAAGACGUUACGCGUAUGGGAUGAUCGUAGUCCUGAAGCACUUCAACAAACACACAACUUGCCGCAAAAGGUUUUCAGCAUGGAUCUUUGUGACAAUAAGCUGGUGGUAGCAAUGGCAAGUCGACAGAUUCAUGUUUAUGAUAUUAGAAACAUAAAUGAGCCAUGGCAAACUCGAGAGACGACGCUACGAUACAUGCUCAAGUCCGUACGAUGCAUGCCUAACGGUGAAGGCUACGCGUGCUCGUCAAUUGAGGGUCGAGUGGCACUUGAAUUUUACGAUAUGUCGCCCGAAGCACAAGCGAAGAAAUAUGCCUUCAAAUCACAUCGACAUAUGAUAAAUGAUACCGAAGUGGUGUAUCCUGUCAAUGCUCUAGCAUUCCACCCAGUCUACGGCACGUUUGCAUCAGGUGGGUCGGAUUGUGCGGUAAGCAUCUGGGAUGGCGUCAAUAGAAAGCGUAUUCGACAAUUCCCUCGAUAUCCCGACGAAAUUGCCAGUCUUGCUUUCAGUCAUGAUGGAAAGAAACUUGCUAUUGCUAGCAGCUACACGUUCGAUGAAGGAGAACGAGAUCAUUCCCCAGAUGCGAUUUUUGUUAAGACCAUGGCCGAAACUGAUUGCAAACCGAGAACAGCCUAA